AUGUCCCGAAACGGGGAUAUCAGGGGUUUCUUCGGCAAGCCUUCCGGCCGGAGUAGCACUCAGUCUCUACCGGUUGCCAGCUCGUCUCCGCCGGUGCUAGAUCCGCAAUCGUCAAUUUCAACCCCUAGGACCCCGAAAUCCACACCGAAGCCUAGAGAUCGGACCGAUGAAAUCAAAGGGUCCGAUGAUGAGGACGGCGAUUCGGAUGGCUCUCUCGAGUCAAUCACCGCUUUCAUUGAACGGAAACAUGGUCCUAGUCCCUACCAAAGAGAUACAAAUCUAACUUCUCCAAAAGCUAAGAGAAUAGCUACUGCUUCAACGUCCUACCCCAAGUCUCCCUUGACAAUACAACCCAAACACAAGUUUGACCUGAAAUACUUAAUAGACCAUGCCCGGCAGUCUGACCGAGCGGAGGAAAGUGCCAGGAAGGCUGAUGAACUCAUCAACCAAAGCGAGGAUGACGAAGAUGAAUUUGGCCAACUCUUGACGGAGGUGCAGAACGACCCGUCACUGUUGCAGAAAACAGCUAAGGAACUCCUCGAUAACGAUGAGGAAGAUACUAGGGGCGACAAGCUUAUGAGAGCUAUGAACCGCACCAAAGUAGACGGGUCUCGCAGGGUGUGCUACUUCUUUAACCUGGAGCAACCCCUAUUAAAGCCUCCUAGGAAACCAUUUCCUCAAAAAAGAGCAACAGGAGCCUGGCGCUGUCUCGCCGACUCAAGCACGCGAGACCAAUCCGUCAUAUUCGGGUAUCCACAUUCUAUCGUCGAUAGAGGCGGGAAGAUCCCGGACGAGAUUUUCCUCUGGAUCCUGGAUGAGCUCUGCGUUGAGAAGAAUGCUCAGCUACGCUCGCAAUAUGUCAAUUUGUUGGUUUGGUGUCUAGAUAGCAUUCCCCGCCUCGUCACCACCGCGCGAUUAUAUUAUAUGCUAGAGAAGCUAGGCGGUCCCAAAUACUCUCAAAAGCAAGAUCAUUCCAAACUUCAAAGCUUUCCAAGGGUAGAAGACCCGUAUCCUCAGAGAGACUGGUCAGGCCUUGUCACUUUCUUAAUACUUCUAGACCGGAUGGCUCGGAGCAUGAGCACGGAAAGUGUAAUAGGAGCCAUCAAACUAUUGCUGCGUAUGGCUCUAGACCCCCUAGUAAGCACUACGGUUCGUCCUGAGCAUGCUGAGGCGAUGGGGUCUCUUGUCGAAGCUCUUCCGAAGCAUGGCACGAACGAAUGGGAUGAGGCUUGCGAGACCAUAUCCUUAUAUUUCUACGAAAUCGUAGACGGUCCCGGCAAUCACGUAAUUCCUAUAAGCUACAUGCCCAAUACCGGCACCAAGCAGCUCGACCUACGACGACGCAUGGCAGCCGUAGCGUUCUUCCAGGACACCUCGCUAGGCCGCAAACCAGUCGACGAGGCUCUAACACUAGACGCUCUCACAGACCGGCUCGAGUCGCCGGACUUCCGCAUCAGCCAAACCACCGACUUCGAGGCGCUACGCGCUCUCGUCACGCUCCUGGACAUCGUCCUCGGCAGCGGCGGUUUCAUCAUGAAGCAGUACACGUCCUCUGCCACCAACGCCAACGUCAACGCCGGCUCCGACACCCAAGACGGAGUAGAAGACAGGGACGCGGGUCGUAAGUUCGACGCCGACAUCGACGGCCUGACGUUCCGGCUCAAGAUCAUCCACGACAAGAUCCACGACAGCACGCUGCUGUCCCGCAAGGUGGCCAAGGCGUCCAUCGACUUGGUCGCCAAGCGAUUGACCUACGCCGUGCGCACGCGGCCCCCGCCCAAGACCAGCAUCUUCGACCCCGAACCCAAGGAGGAUAGAAACCUGCCGAAGCAGAGGGCUUUCAUGAAGAGCUGGGCGCAGAAGAAGGCGGCUAAGAGCGCUGAUUCGUUAGCUAAUGGGAACGGGGGCAGUGGCGGCUGA
Messenger RNA from Annulohypoxylon truncatum, 1920 nucleotides. RefSeq lists its product as uncharacterized. Lineage: Eukaryota; Fungi; Ascomycota; Sordariomycetes; Xylariales; Hypoxylaceae. The transcript is spliced from 2 exons. The record is from RefSeq and is a predicted model, not a curated record. The coding region runs from base 1 to 1920 and encodes 639 amino acids.